Molecule: messenger RNA, 3345 nt
Organism: Homarus americanus (American lobster)
Lineage: Eukaryota; Metazoa; Arthropoda; Malacostraca; Decapoda; Nephropidae
Product: proline-rich protein 36-like
Exons: 7
Coding region: 1-3345 (1114 amino acids)
Source: RefSeq, a predicted model, not a curated record
AUGUCACCAGCCAUUACCAAAUUUAAUGUCCAGAGAAAGGUCGAACUGGCCGAAGACACACGAACACAGCACAACUCUUACAGCACCUUACACAGCACAACUCUUACAGCACACGAACACAGCACAACUCUUACAGCAACACAGCACAACUCUUACAGCACACGAACACAGCACAACUCUACAACACACGAACACAGAGCACACAGCACAACUCUUACAGCACACAAACACAGCACAACUCUUACAGCACCUACACAGCACAACUCUUACACCACACGAACACAGCACAACUCUUACAGCACACGUACACAGCACAACUCUUACAGCACACGAACACAGCACAACUCUUACAGCACCUUACACAGCACAACUUUACAGCACACGAACACAGCACAACUCUUACACCACACGAACACAGCACAACUCUUACAGUACACGUACACAGCACAACUCUUACAGCACACGUACACAACACAACUCUUACAGCACACGUACACAGCACAACUCUUACAGCACACGUACACAACACAACUCUUACAGCACACGUACACAGCACAACAGUACACAACACAACUCAGCAACUCUUACAGCCCACGUACACAACACAACUCUUAUAGCACACGUACACAGCACAAUCUUACAGCACACGAACACAGCACAACUCUUACAGCACACGUAUACAGCACAACUCUUACAGCACACGUACACAGCACAACUCUUACACCACACGAACACAGCACAACUCUUACAGCACACGAACACAGCACAACUCUUACAGCUCACGAACACAACACAACUUUUACAGCACAGUACCAGGGGAUCACUAUCCACCUGGGUAACUCCACACUCAACGUGUUAAAUGCCCAUGCUCCCUUAGAUCAGCUUCAAUAUAUAGAUCUCCCAGACUUUGUACACAUUGAAUCCACUGUCGUAAUUGGUGAACUGAAUACUAUGCACAAGAAAUUAGGUUCCCUUGCUGCUGCCAGGGAACGUGUUAUCGAACUCAGACAAAAUGCCUGGGAAACAUAUGGGAAAGGUAUGAUCACAUGGGAAAGGACUCGAGAACUCCUUGGUGCUAAGUCUAUAGAGAGAAGUAAUCUCAUUAACUUUAUGCCGGGUAAACAGCACGACGAGUGUGAUGUUCCAUAUACUGAGUGGGAACUUGACGCCACCCUCGCCAGCGGUAGGUCUACUGCCCCUGGAGAGGAUGUAGUCACCUACCAUAUCGUUAAACUACUAAGCCUCUACAACUCUCCCAAGCUCAGCCCUACAACUCUCCCGGCCAACCCUCACAACUCUCCCAGUCAUCCUACAACUCUCCCAGUCAGCCCAACAACUCCUGCUCAGCCCCUACAACCCCUCCUGCUCAGCCCUACAACUCUCCUGCUCAGCCCUACAACUCUCCCUGCUCAGCCCUACAACUCUCCCUGCUUAGCUCCUACAACCUCCCCAAGCUCAGCCUACAACUCUCCUCCCAGUCCGCCCUACAACUCUCCCAGUCAGUCUCUACAACUCUCCCAAGCUCAGCUCCCACAACUCUCCUGCUCAGCCCUACAACUCCUCCUGCUCAGCUCCUACAACCUCCCGCUCAGCCCCUACAACUCUCCCGCUCAGCCCUACAACUCUCCCAGUCCGCCCUACAACUCUCCCAGUCAGUCCUACAACUCUCCCGCUCAGCCCUACAACUCUCCCCUGCUCAGCCUCUACAACUCUCCCGCUCAGCCCUACAACUCUCUCCCAAGCUCAGCCUACAACUCUCCCAGUCAGUCCUACAACUCUCCCGCUCAGCCCUACAACUCUCCCAAGCCCAGCCCUACAACUCUCCUGCUUAGCCCUACAACUCUCCCGCUCAGCCCUACAACCUCCUUCUGCUCAGCCCUACAAUCCUCACACGCUCAGCCCUACAACUUCCUGCCUCAGCCCUACAACUCUCCUGCUCAGCCCUACAACCUCCGGCUCAGCUCCUACAACCUCCCGCUCAGCCCUACAACUCUCCUGCUCGGCUCCUACAACUCUCCUGCUCAGCUCCUACAACCUCCUGCUCAGCCCUACAACCUCCCGCUCAGCCCUACAACUCUCUCGCUAACUCGGCCCUACAACUAUCCUGCUCAGCCCCUACAACUCUCCUACUCAGCUCCUACAACUCCUGCUCAGCUCCUACAACUCUCCUGCUCAGCCCUCUACAACUCUCCCGCUAAGCCCUACAACUCUCCUGUUCGGCCCUACAACCUCCUGCUCAGCCCUACAACUCUCCUGCUCAGCUCCUACAACUCUCCUGCUCAGCUUCCCUACAAUUCUCCCAAGCUCAGCUCCCACAACUCCCGCUCAGCCUCCUACAACUCUCCUGCUCAGCCCUACAACUCUCCCUGCUCAGCUCCUACAACUCUCCUGCUCAGUCCUACAACUCUCCCGCUCAGCCCUACAACCCCUCCCUGGGCUAAGCUCCCACAACUCUCCCGCUCGGCCCUACAACUCUCCCGCCAGCCUCUACAACUCUCCUGCUCAGCCCCUACAAAUCCUCCCGCCUGCCCUACAACCUCCUGCUCAGCUCCUACAACCUCCCGCUCAGCCCUACAACUCUUCCGUCUAAAUUCCUACAACUCUCCUGCUCAGCCUCCUACAACCUCCCAAGCCUGGGGGCCCUACAACCUCACGCUCAGCUCCCUACAACCUCCCUGCUCAGCUCUGCCAACUCUCCCCUGCUCAGCCCUUGCCAACUCUCCUCAAGCUCAGCUCCUUACAACUCUCCUGCUCAGCUCCUUGCCAACUCCCAAGCUCAGCCCUACAACUCUUCCGCUCAGCUCCCUACAGCUCUCCCGCUCAGCCCCUACAACCCCUCCCGCUCAGCCCCAACUCUCACGCUCAGCCCUACAACUCUCCUGCUCAAUCCUACAACUUCCCGCUCAGCCCUACAACUCUCCCGCUCAGCCCCACAAUCCUCCUGCUCAGCUCCUACAACUCUCCUGCCUCAGCCUCUACAACUCUCCCUGCUCAGCCCUACAACUCUCACGCUCAGCCCUACAACUCCUCCCCUGCCUGCCCUCUACAACUCUCCUCUGCUCAGCCCUCCUACAACUCUCCCUGCUCAGCCCUAAACCUCCCAGUCAGCCCUCCUACAACCUCCUGCUUAGCCCUACAACUCUCCCGCUCAGCUCCUGCAACUCUCCCUGCUCAGCCCUACAACCGUCCUGCUCAGCCCUACAACCUCCUGCUCAGCCUCCUACAACUGUCCUGCUCAGCUCCUACAACUCUCCCGCUCAGCCCUACAACCUCCCCAAGCUCAGCCCUACAACUCUCCCGCUCAGCCCUAAAACCUCCCAGUCAGCCCUACAACCUCCCGCUUAG